AUGCCUUCUGUCGAGCAGUUCAUACAGCAGGCCGACCACCGGCGAGUUGGUUCCGGUGUGGCUCUGCUGGUCAUUCUUGCGUUCUACUCACCCCUUUCCAAGCUGAUCCUGUCUCCAACAUAUGGAUCCUUGCCUGCUGAAAUCUUCCAUGCCUACGGUGUCGCCGUCUUUGGCGGAGCCGGAUGGUUUUUGAAAGACUUUAUUGUCAGACGUCUUGGUCGUGCCGGGGGCUAUCUACUCCCUGUAUUGGCAUUCUGGGUCCCAACUCUCCAGUAUUUCAUGAAGCAGAAGAGCUCCUCAUUGGGCAACCCACUCGGUCCGGUCAUCACAGAGCUGUGUGGCUAUUACCCUCUGGUACUCCUCACAGUGGCCUAUGCCGGAAAGCAAAUUCAAAAGGGUCUAAGACUCGAGUCACAGGGCGACGUGGUCGCUGAGCACAUUCCUCUGCUGGGCACUUACCUUUUCUAUUCUAUUGGAGAUCACGUUGCAAACACAAUCUUGCACUGGAUUGUUGGCCAUACCUUCCUGUUCACCAGGGUUGGAAUGCAGAUGAUUCUUGCGGUGUGUUACUCUGCAAUCCUUCCAUCCAAGUUGCUGGUUCUAGCCAUUCCGUCCGUGAUCUUUUCUUUCACCUCGAACGUCCACUUCGCUGGAAUUAAUGGUGUGAACUCUGCCAUUGAACACGAAGGGUACUCCCUUGUCGCACGUCAUGAGUCCACCACAGGUUACAUCUCUGUGUUGGAUAACCACAAUGAUGGAUUCCGAGUUAUGCGCUGCGACCACAGUCUUCUCGGUGGACAAUGGACCAAGUCAGCUCCCGGCUACCGUCCCGAGGUAGAGGAUCCUAUUUACGCUGUUUUCGCCAUGCUCGAGGCUGUCCGUCUGGUUGAGCCUGAUCAUGGCGUUUCCCGCGUCGAUGCCGAUAGCAAGGCAUUGGUCAUUGGACUUGGAAUUGGCACAACCCCUGCUGCACUCAUCAAGCACGGUAUUGAGACCACUAUCGUCGAAAUUGACCCUACCGUGCACAAGUACGCAGUUGAAUAUUUCAAUCUCCCACAGAACCAUAUUCCUAUCAUCCAGGAUGCCGUCAAAUACGUCAAGAAGGCCCAAUCUGCCCCUCAGCCAAUCCAGUACGACUAUAUCGUUCACGAUGUGUUCACUGGUGGUGCCGAGCCCGCCGAACUGUUCACCUAUGAGUUCCUCGAGGGCCUCGAAGCGCUUCUGAAGGACGACGGUGUUAUUGCCAUUAAUUACGCCGGAGAUCUCACUCUUUACCCAACAGGCCUGGUAGUCCGCACCAUCCGAGCCGUCUUCCCAUCGUGCCGUAUCUUCCGCGAAGAAGCACCCGUCGGAUCUGAGGAGAGCACCGACUUCACUAACAUGGUCUUGUUUUGCAAGAAGAGUGCCAAGACCCCUCUUCGCUUCCGUGACCCUGUCCAGGCAGACUAUCUGCGCAGCAAGUCUCGUGAAAGCUACCUUGUUCCUAAGCAUGAGCUUGAUCCUGCUAUCUUUGCCUCUUACCCCCCGGCUGGUCGAGCUCUCCUAUGGGACAAGGAGGUCGGUAGAUUACACAAGUAUCAGGACCGUAGUGCUUUGGAGCACUGGGGUAUUAUGAGAAAGGUUUUGCCGGAUGCUGUCUGGGAGAACUGGUGA
This is a messenger RNA of Penicillium nucicola, 1653 nucleotides long. Its product is annotated as spermidine synthase. The transcript is spliced from 3 exons. The record is from RefSeq and is a predicted model, not a curated record. NCBI's taxonomy places the organism in Eukaryota, Fungi, Ascomycota, Eurotiomycetes, Eurotiales, Aspergillaceae. Gene Ontology annotation, molecular function: catalytic activity. The coding region runs from base 1 to 1653 and encodes 550 amino acids.